Messenger RNA from Caenorhabditis auriculariae, 2190 nucleotides. The record is from the annotation of a GenBank genome assembly. Lineage: Eukaryota; Metazoa; Nematoda; Chromadorea; Rhabditida; Rhabditidae.
AUGGAACCGGACUUAUCAACAGAAAUACAAAUCUUCCAAGAAAAGUUGAUGGGAAAGGUUUGAAGUUUCUCCGACUUUAUCGAAAAAUGAAUUCAGAAAUGGAAGUCACAAAUAGCAUGCAUUUACUCUGGCAGUAGGCUAGGGAAACCGCGUAUUGAACUGUAUCUUACUGAGGCUAAAAUGAAGGCUUUGGAAGUUCUCCGAACGAUUAUGCUCGAGGACUGUGUAUCCAUAAAGCCAGGAAAGAUGGAGAGUGAGUUCUCGUUUUAAUAUAUCUCUUUUAAAUCAUUUUUCGGUUUCAGAUGGGGUCCCUCACGCCAGGUUGCAGUUUAAAGAUGGGUCAUCUUUCCAGUUUUCUCAUGAAAACCUCCCCAAGGUUGUGGAGCUUUUGAGCUCCAUCUGCUUCCCAAAAAAAGUAGGCAAACAUUUUUUUAACAUAUAUGAAAAUCAUAUUUUUUUAGUAUGUGGCAAUCGUGCCGAGCACAUCUUUUGGACAGUCCUUCAGACGAUAUUGAAAUCCUUGAUUUUCGUGAGCAUUUUUUUUUUGAUUUUAAAAACCAUUCAAAUAUUGGGAGAAGACUUGAUUUUUACAAACCAGUCUAUUCACAAGAGCCAGAUCAUUAUCUGAAAAAUAUUCGUUUGAAAUUUCCUAUAGGGUGUCUUCAAAACUUUUUUUUAUUGUGUCAAAUUUCUGUGACUGGAUUUUUUGAGGAAUAAAAUUGAGAUUACAAUGAAGAAAAAAUAAUACUUUUGUAUGAUAUUUUAUGAAAAUAAAGUGAGAUCACUAUUCAAAAAUCUUUUCCAGACUUUUUGAAAUCUUGACUAAAUGAGUUCUCUGUUUCAGCCGAAGAGUACCCCCUGCUCAAACUCAAAACAGUCAAUUCUCGCGAGGCGACGGAAGGCGUGUAUUCACUGCAGUUCGGCGAGGGUUUGCUCGUCAAAGGUCAAACCAGCAACCAGUGCAUCCCGUACACAUCCCUCACGUGGUUUGUCUUUUUUUCGAAGAUACCCUUUUUCUCUUUUCUCAGGGUUGCAACUGGCGAGCACUGUAUUGGAUUCGAAGCUGAUCGUUAUGGAAUCAUGGAGUUCGCCACGGGAGAUCCAUUGCAAAUCAUCGAGCAUUUCAGGUUAUUUCACAAAGAAAAUACUUCGAAAUUAUCAAUUUUGGCAUAAAAAAAAGCAAAAAUGUUCUCGAUCUCAUUCAGGGUCAAGUAUUUCGGCAUUCUAGUCGAUUUUUCUAGACUUCAAGCAAACUGAUAUCAAAUAUCAAAGCUUUUACACCGCGUCAGACUUUGAAACAGUUUACGCUUUUUCUCCUGCAAGUGUGGAUCUAGAUCUCGACAUAAAAAAACUUUCAGCUUUUUUUCUCCUCGAGACCAGAAAUUCAUCAAGUCGAGGCCAAUUAAAAAAGACCUAAACAUGAAAAAUUUCUAAAACUUUCUGUGAAUUAAAAUAUUUUUUUUUUGCAGAAGCUACUUGAAGUUCAGCUGCAACUUUACACCUCCAAGAACCAAGACAAUCUGCCGAUUCAACCGUUACUAUCAUCCAGUUCGUCAGGCCGGAAGCACAAGCGCGAGUCCAAUCAUCAGGUUUUUUUUUGUAAAAAUUUCAGCUUUUUUUAUCAAAUUUUGCAGCAACAACUCAACGAUGGAGAGCACUGGUUCAAAUCUGAUCGACUCAGACGAAUACGGAGCUCUGAGCUUGUCCCACACCAGUGUACAGGCAGAACAAACCUACAUCGGGAGGGUCGUCGAAGAAGAACUGAGAAAAUCCACAGAAAACGUUCAAAAGAAAGAAAGUCCCACUAACCGGAAAUCUUUUCUGCGAGGGUUAGCCGCUAAGAUUUUUCUGUAUUUCUUUUCAAAAUUGUUUUUCUAGAACAAAAAAGGAGAACAAAAGAGGAGAUUUGGAAGCAAGCUCUGAUUUUGACUUUGUUCGGUAUGAUUUCCUUUGAAUUCUCUAUAAGUUUAUGUUUUUAGAGUUAUAAACAUGACUGAGAAGUCGGAGAAACUGAUGUCACCACCUUCGCAGAACAAGUCGAUGGCUUCCCUUCUACAGCAGGAGUUGAAAAGAUCUCUGGAGGAGCGUCAGGUAAUUCAAAGAAAUAAACGAACUUUUCAAUAACUUUUCAACUCUCAGAUCUCGACUUUCAAACCGCCUCCACAUGUUCCACGUCAAACCGAUCUUUGA